This is a messenger RNA of Capra hircus (goat), 5730 nucleotides long. RefSeq names its product acyl-CoA dehydrogenase family member 10. The coding region runs from base 122 to 3289 and encodes 1055 amino acids. The transcript has 21 exons. Lineage: Eukaryota; Metazoa; Chordata; Mammalia; Artiodactyla; Bovidae. The record is from RefSeq and is a predicted model, not a curated record. Gene Ontology annotation, molecular function: oxidoreductase activity, acting on the CH-CH group of donors; flavin adenine dinucleotide binding.
GUGUUCGCUCCGAGGUGAACCCGCGCCCACUCGUCAGGAUCUCCAAGAGGACUUGGAGGAGGCACGUCACAGGGUUCCUGGACACUUGGACACUAUUUAGGAGGAUCGCCUUGGCCCCAACAUGUGCCUAAGGCAGCUUCUGCAGUCCUCCCAGCUCCAGUGGGCUUGGAGGGCGGCCUUCCUGAAACACGUUCAGGGCAGGCACCCGGGAGCCUGGAGAUGGACACAUUCUGGAGGCGGCCCGUACAGAGCAGUGAUUUUUGACAUGGGCGGAGUUCUGCUUCCUUCUCCAGGGAGAGUGGCUGCAGAGUGGGAGGUACAGAAUCAUAUCCCUUCUGGAACUAUAGUGAAGGCCUUGAUCUCAGGUGGUGAAAAUGGGCCCUGGAUGAAAUUUAUGAGAGCAGAGGUAACAACAGAAGAUUUCUUACAAGAAUUUGGGAGACUUUGCUCUGAAAUUUCAAAGACCUCUGUGCCCGUGGACUCCUUUUUCUCUCUGCUGACCAGUGAGCGAGUGGCGAAGCAGUUUCCAGUGAUGACUGAGGCCAUAUCUCAGAUUCGGGCUAAAGACCUUCAGACUGCAGUCUUGAGCAAUAAUUUUUAUCUUCCCAAUGGGAAGAGCUUUUUGCCCCUGGACCGGAAACAGUUUGAUGUGGUCGUGGAAUCCUGCCUGGAAGGUGUCUGCAAGCCAGACCCCAGGAUAUACAAGCUGUGCUUGGAGCGGCUUGGCCGGCAGCCUUCUGAGUCCAUCCUUCUUGAUGAUCUUGGACCAAAUCUAAAAGCAGCUGCCAGCCUUGGUAUUCAUACUAUUAAGGUCGAUGACCCAGAGACUGCAGUAAAGGAAUUGGAAACUCUUUUGGGAUUUCCAUUGAGAAUGGCUGUUCCAAACACUUGCCCUGUGAGAAAGACAAUGGAAAUUCCCAAAGACGCUUUGGAGAAGUACCUCAGAGACUUACUGGGGACCCAAACCACAGGCCCAUUGGAACUCCUUCAGUUUGAUCAUGGGCAGUCAAAUCCCACCUACUAUGUCAAGCUGGCUAAUCAUCAGCUGGUUCUGAGGAAGAAACCCCCUGGGACACUCCUUCCAUCCGCGCAUGCAGUAGAGAGGGAGUUCAGGAUAAUGAAAGCCCUUGCAAACGCUGGAGUCCCUGUCCCCAAAGUUCUUGACCUUUGUGAAGACUCAAGUGUUGUCGGUACCCCUUUCUAUCUGAUGGAAUACUGCCCAGGCCUCAUCUACAAAGACCCCUCUCUGCCAGGCUUGGAGCCCAGCCAGAGGCGGGCCAUCUACACUGCCAUGAACAGAGUCUUGUGCAAGAUUCACAGUGUGGACCUCAAGGCUGCGGGCCUGGAAGACUAUGGGAAACACGGGGACUAUCUUGCACGGCAGGUGCAAACAUGGAUCAAGCAGUAUCGAGCCUCAGAAACCAGCACCAUUCCAGCAAUGGAGAGGCUCAUCGAGUGGCUGCCCCUCCACCUUCCCAGGCAGCAGCGGACCACAGUGGUGCACGGGGACUUCAGGCUGGACAACCUGCUAUUCCAUCCGGAAACUGCCGAGGUGUUUGCUGUCCUGGACUGGGAACUUUCUACCUUAGGCGACCCUCUUGCCGAUGUGGCCUACAACUGCCUGGCUCACUACCUGCCAUCCGGUUUUCCCAUUCAGCCAGGGUUGAGCGACUGUGAUUUGACUGAGCUGGGAAUCCCUACUGCAGAGGAGUAUUUCAGGAUGUACUGUCUUCACAUGGGGAUCCCUCCUACUAAGAACUGGAACUUCUACAUGGCUUUCUCCUUCUUCCGCAUCGCCGCAAUCCUGCAGGGAGUCUACAAGCGCUCACUCACAGGGCAAGCAAGCUCGGCGACUGCGAAACAAACUGGGAAGCUGACAGAAUUUAUGUCUAACCUGGCAUGGGAUUUUGCAAUCAAAGAGGGGUUCCAGGUUUUUAAGGAAAUGCCGGCCACCAAACCAUUAAUGAGGUCCUACCACACAUGGUCCCUGCUGAGGACCCCAGGCACGAGGAGUUAUGUCACCUCCACAGACUCUUCUCUAGUUCAUGCCUCAAAGGGAGCUCUGAUCUUCUCUCCAGAAGACCUUCCCCCCCGAGUCAGGGAGCUAUAUCAGCGGCUGAAGGAGUUUAUGGAGCGACAUGUGUACCCUGCUGAGCCAGAGCUACAGCGUCACCAGGCCUCGGCCGAGAGGUGGACCCCCUCCCCACUGGUCGAAGAUCUCAAGGAGAAAGCCAAGGCCGAAGGACUUUGGAACCUUUUUCUACCCCUGGAGACUGAUCCCGAGAAGAAAUAUGGAGCAGGGCUGACCAACAUGGAGUACGCACAUUUGUGUGAGGUCAUGGGCACGUCUCUGUAUGCUCCCGAGAUUUUUAACUGUUCUGCUCCAGACACAGGGAACAUGGAGCUUCUGGUUCGAUACGGCACCGAGGAGCAGAAGGCCCGCUGGUUGGUUCCAUUGCUGGAAGGAAAGGCUCGCUCCUGUUUCGCUAUGACUGAGCCCCAGGUCGCCUCCUCAGAUGCCACCAGCAUUGAGUCUUCCAUCCGAGAGGAAGAUGGCUUCUACGUCAUCAAUGGUCACAAGUGGUGGAUCACAGGCAUCCUGGAUCCUCGCUGCCAGCUCUGCGUGUUUAUGGGAAAAACAGACCCACAUGCCCCACGCCACCAGCAGCAGUCCAUACUCUUGGUUCCCAUGGAUACUCCAGGGAUAAAAAUCAUCCGGCCACUGACAGUGUAUGGGCUGGAGGACGCACCAGGUGGCCACGGUGAAGUCCUGUUUGAGCAGGUGCGCGUGCCCAAAGAGAACAUCAUCCUGGGCCCUGGCCGGGGCUUUGAGAUCGCCCAGGGCCGACUGGGUCCCGGCAGGAUCCAUCACUGCAUGCGGCUGAUUGGCUGCUCAGAGAGGGCGCUGGCGCUCAUGAAGGCCCGAGCGAAGUCCCGCGUGGCCUUUGGGAAGCCCCUUGUAGAGCAGGGCACUGUCCUGGCAGACAUUGCCCUAUCCCGUGUGGAGAUCGAGCAGGCCCGGCUGCUGGUUCUGAAAGCUGCCCACGUCAUGGACGUGGCGGGAAAUAAGGCUGCAGCUCUGGAUAUUGCCAUGAUUAAAAUGGUGGCCCCAUCCAUGGCUUCCCGAGUGAUUGAUCGUGCUAUUCAGGCCUUCGGAGCAGCAGGGCUGAGCAGCGACCACCCACUGGCUCAGUUCUUCACUGGGGCCCGAGCCCUGCGCUUUGCUGAUGGCCCUGAUGAGGUGCACCGAGCAGCAGUGGCCAAGAUGGAGCUGAAGCACCGCAGUUAGACCUGCAGGAGCCAGAUCAUCCCCACCAGGCUUGUUGUGCCCAAAUGUUUAAAUGACGUGCUUUGAAAGGCCUGGUGUGUGUGCUCCAUGCACCCUGCCUGGCAGCUCUGUCCUGGGACCCUUGCGAACUCAGCCUUGGUGGGUCCUCACAGAACACACUUCUGUAAGAAGCCUGGAGUUGCCUGUUUCAGGCAAGGAGGAAGAGGAGUAACCAAGAGCUGAGUGGGUUUUGGCACAGAGCCUGAAGAGGUGGUCUUUAGGCCAGGAGCUGGAUGGGCAGCUGGGCCCCUUCUCUCUGGCUGUGGUAUGCAAAGGCUCUGGGCAUCUGCAUGAGUAUUAGGAGACCUACUGGGCCUGUGGUUGCUCCCAAUACAGGGCCUGCUGCUUUGUCCCUCCCCACCGCUUCUCCCAGCUGAUGGCUGCAGCCUACAAACCUGGGGUAGAACUCCUGGGAAAAAGGAAUGUAACCCAAAUCAUGAAGCCACUGCCGUCUAAUUUUCUUUCUUUGAAUAUCCAAAACACAGAACACUGAAAUGUUAAUUUAGAAAGAAACUUUGGAAACAUGAAAGAAUAAGAAUGUAUUCUUCAGAGACAUCAUGAAUGCUCUAUAUCUUAUAAAAAGAAUGGAGAAUGAAGGCUAUCACUUCAACCCCUGUUUCAGUAAUGUCAGUUGCCUCCGCAUAUUUGAGUUUACACAAGAUCCUGCCCAGUGCAUCAGCCUACCUGUACACAUGGAGGGCAAAGACGCAAUGACCCAUAGUAGGUCUCAAAUCAGCCACCUCAAUGCUACUCAUCUAAGGGUCAGCAAAAGACCAUGGCAUUCUGGUGUGUGAGGGCCAUCCUCCAUCUGCUCUGUAGUCAGAAUAUUUGUGGGGAGAGGAGGUGGUGGGCAAUAUGCCAUUACAAUCCAGAGAGCAGUACUUUUCCCACAGAGAAAAGUGGACAUGCUUGCUCACUUGAGGUCUGAGUUCAAGGAAUGGGUGCCCAUGAGCCCAGGCAGUGGGUGGAGAUAAGCCAUUGGCUCUUAGGGCCUGAUCUGCUAAUCUCAUGAUCUGGGAUGAUGUGGCCAACAGCUGCCCAUUUCAGGUCAGACCACAUGGGCAGGGAUCACCCUUCACUGUCUGCUGCCUUGCAGACCUGGCCCCCUCAAGGAACUGCUUUACCAGAGAGAACACCCACCUGCUGCAGUUAUAACCUCAUGCCUUCAGGGUACCGGGGAGGCAUGGGGGGCUUGUGAAAAUGCUUCUCAGAUGUCCUUGCCUUAGUGGUCUGGGGAGGCAGGCCCUCCUCUACUGCUUGUUGCUCACAAAGAUAGUUAAAUUCAACUCCUCCCCCACAAUGAACUGCUAUCACAACACCAGCCGCACUGCCAAACAACCUUUUGAAAACUGUGGCAGGGUUCUAGCAGCCUGAAUUCUUGCUUUGAGUCUUAGUAAGGAGGGGUUUGAAAAAGGAAGUGCUCUGGCACGUGUAUCACGUGACCCUCAGGUUUCUCUCAUGGCCUCAGAAGUUAACCUUGCUUGUUAACUAGUGCAGCUGCAGGGAUGAAAAUAGAAACUGUGGGGCGACUGCACAUCUCCCUCAGGUUCUGUGGGGAAAGAGGAAGCCCUGGGUGGGACAGUGAGCAUGCUUAAAGGAUGUGACUCACAGAGAUGCGGCCGCCAGGAGCCCCUCAUCCAGGAUCUCCCAUCCUGUGAAAUAAUUCCACUCACCACUGUCAACUGUACCCUUCCUCUUAGCUGGGCACUAGUCUAGGCCCUGGGGAAUGUGCAGGAGAACAAACUGGCCCAGUUGCUGACACCAGGGGGCCCUUGGCCCCUUGACCCCCUGGUGCCGUGAAGGCAUGUGGUUGUAACUGCCCCAGGUGGGUGUUCUCUCAAGUAGGGGAUGGUGGCGAGUACCUGAGAUGGUGGUGGGUGAUGUGGGUGCUCUAAUAGGCACUGCUAGAGGGUGGGAGCUGGGGGCUCAGAAAGGGAAAACUCAUUCCAGAAGAGGCAUUUGAGUAAGACCUGCAUGCUAAGAAUGGGCAAGGGUGCUUCAGAAGAAGGAACAGCAGAUGCAGAGGCCCUGCAGGGCAGCCCAGUGUGUCUGGGUGUUGAAUACCAGAAGGUAGAAGGUGCCGGGCCAUGUGAGACCUCGGGGCCUUUGGUGGGAGUUUGGUGUUGAUUCUAAACUUGACAAAACAGUAAGUUUAGGUCUUAAUGUGACACUUUGAUUUGAGUUUUUAAAAGCUGCCUCUGCUCUCCAAAGUUCACCAGGAUAAAGAAGGAAUAAGGGAAGAUUAGAGCUGGUUCAAAAUUCCAUAUUGCUGCAGAGGGCUGCAAAAAAACCACCCACAAAGUUAAAAUUAAAAAAAAAAGAAGGAAAGGUGGAGGAUGAGGGGCAGGGGUUUUAAUGAGUUAUGAGCAAAAAAUCUGAAGAAUAAAGGAAAUUUAACCUGG